AUGGCUGCAUCACCUAUAAGACCGAUAAUUGGUCAGCAGCAACAUUCGUCGCAACAACAGCUUAUCAUUGCUACUGAUAUCAGCAAUCGUCACCAGUGUCGUAACCAUCAUCAUCAUCAUCAUCGUCAUCCAACCGCUAAUUCGAACAACGAACAAACACCGAGAAUUGCCGUCGCAUCAUCAACUACUAUCAAUUUACAAGAAUCUGUCUGCAACAGACGACAACAUUCAUUGAUGGAUCAGGUGCGACACUCACAACAAUCACAAUCACAACAAACACAAUCUCAACAAGAUCCUCAGGAACAAAUGGCAUCAAACUUGUUAGUUUUGGGUAACGGUUCAACAGCUACCGGUACUGCUCCAAUUAGUGCAUCCGCAUUGGAUAUCUCAGCAUGUACACAACAACAACCAAAUUCAGUGCUACGUGUUAUCAUAGAAAAUAUGCUAUAUCCGGUAACUCUCGAUGUACUGCAUCAAAUCUUCUCCCGAUAUGGCAAAGUUCUACGGAUCAUUACAUUUAAUAAAAAUAAUACAUUUCAAGCAUUGGUACAACUUAGUGAAGCAAAUAGCGCUCAAUUAGCGCGACAAUCAUUAGAUGGUCAAAAUGUUUACAAUGGAUGUUGUUGUCUUCGUAUUGAUUACAGCAAACUUGCUACACUUAAUGUUAAAUACAAUAAUGAUAAAAGUCGUGAUUAUACUAAUCCAAAUUUACCGUCCGGUGAAUUAACUCUUGAACAACAACUUAAUCUUGUAUCAGCGGCAACAGGUGGACAAAUAGGUCCAACAAUUGCAUCACUUGUGCAAUCACCGUUUGCAUUUCCAUUUGGUGCAACAAAUCCACAAUAUGCUUUUCAACAACAAGCUACCGCAUUUCCACAAACUGAUGCAUUGGCAUCAUCAGCAGGAAUUUCACCAUUUCUUACUGGUUUAACAACAACUCUUGCAUCCGGUGCAACAAGUCCGGUAACAGCUAAUGCAGCAAUGAUUAAUGCUACCGCUGCAACACUUCGUUUUCCACAUGUUAAUGUUCUCAAUGUAUCAUCCGUUGUGCUUGUCUCCAACUUGAAUGAAAAUAAAGUCACGCCAGAUGCUCUCUUCACUCUUUUCGGUGUAUACGGUGAUGUACAUCGAGUGAAAAUUCUUUUUAAUAAAAAAGACAAUGCUUUAAUACAGUAUGCUGAACCACAACAAGCACAGCUUGCUAUUCAGCAUCUUGAUAAAGUUCGCUGGCAUGAUAAGCAAAUUCGUGUUGCAAUAUCAAAGCAUAGCAAUGUUCAGAUGCCAAAAGAAGGGCAACCGGAUGCUGGAUUAACACGUGAUUACUCGCAAUCAUCACUGCAUCGCUUCAAAAAACCUGGUAGCAAGAAUUAUUUGAAUAUUUAUCCACCAAGUUCAACACUUCAUCUUUCCAAUAUUCCACCAAAUAUUACGGAAGAAUUUCUUACAAAUGCUUUCGAACAACGUGGUUUCAUCCCCAAAGGCUUUAAAUUUUUCCCAAAAGAUCAUAAAAUGGCUUUGCUACAAUUGAAUGAUAUGGAAACAGCGAUUAAUGCACUAAUCGAAAUGCAUAAUUUUAAAUUAGCUGAAAAUGCGCAUCUUCGGGUAUCAUUCUCAAAAAGUGGUAUAUGA
Messenger RNA from Cercopithifilaria johnstoni, 1629 nucleotides. Lineage: Eukaryota; Metazoa; Nematoda; Chromadorea; Rhabditida; Onchocercidae. The record is from the annotation of a GenBank genome assembly.